Molecule: messenger RNA, 1451 nt
Organism: Aricia agestis (brown argus)
Lineage: Eukaryota; Metazoa; Arthropoda; Insecta; Lepidoptera; Lycaenidae
Product: homeobox protein B-H1-like
Exons: 4
Coding region: 1-828 (275 amino acids)
Biological process (GO): regulation of DNA-templated transcription
Molecular function (GO): DNA binding; DNA-binding transcription factor activity, RNA polymerase II-specific
Source: RefSeq, a predicted model, not a curated record
AUGACGGUGCAACGAGACGAGCGCGAGCGCGCGCCCCGCACGAGGUUCAUGAUCACCGACAUACUCAACGCGCCCCGGGACCUCAGCGCGCACCGCGACUCCGACUCCGACCGCUCCGCCACAGACUCCCCAGGAGUGAAAGAUGACUCCGACGACGUAUCGAGCAAGGGGUGCGGGGACGCGUCAGGUCUCGCCAAGAAGCAGAGGAAGGCCAGGACCGCCUUCACCGACCACCAGCUCCAGACCCUGGAGAAGUCCUUCGAGAGGCAGAAGUACCUCAGUGUGCAGGACCGCAUGGAGCUAGCAGCAAAGCUGGGCUUGACCGACACGCAGGUCAAGACCUGGUACCAGAAUAGAAGGACGAAAUGGAAGCGGCAAACAGCCGUUGGGCUCGAGUUACUAGCGGAGGCGGGCAACUACGCGGCGUUCCAGCGGCUGUACGGCGGCUACUGGGCUGGGGUCCCCGCUUACCCCGCACAGCCCGCGCCCGCUGCUGCUGACUUGUACUACAGACAGGCCGCCGCGACAGCCGCCGCUGCCGCCUCCGCCUCCGCCAACACGCUACAGAAACCUCUGCCAUAUCGGUUAUACCCUGGCGCGCCUCUAGCUGGCGUUCCACCAUUGGGCCUCGGUCUACCGGGCCCGUCAGCACACUUGGGGUCCCUGGGAGCCCCAGGCCUCGGGGCUCUGGGGUACUACGCACAAGCGAGGCGCACUCCCUCCCCCGACGUGGACCCCGGCAGCCCCGCACCUCCCCCGCGAUCACCCAGAGAGCCCUCCGUUGAGCGGCACUCCGACGACGACGACGACGAACCCAUCCACGUAUAAGUGACAGUGACAUUUAGUGAAUUCCAGUGACGUCAUGCGUGUUCAGGGUUGUCAAAAGUGAACAUUAUUUAUUCGUUGCACAUUCCUCGGUAUCGCGUCGGUGUCAAUAUGGAUCGGACGACUCGUCCUGUAUGUGAUAUUAUAAACCCAGAACUAGUUGUAACCUAAUGUAAAAUAGAUAUGGAUGUCGUGUAGCUACGUAUAGACUAGCUUAUUAUUGUAUAAAACUACGAUAUAAUUUAUUACAUUACAGAAAAACUUUUAACGAGAAACUCAAGUUUCGAACUUCGGUUGUUAAUACUUUUCGAUUUCUGCAAUAUUUACUCGUAAAACAAAUAAAAAGUUACUAAUUUAGGUACGUGCUCAAUGGAUUAAUAUCGAUUCAUCGUUUUGUACAGAAUAUAGUUUCGCGUCGAUACAAAGUAAAAAUUGGUACAAUGUGCAGAUUGUGUAUAAUAUAGAUUAUUUAAUUUAAUAUGUAUUUGUUAGUAUUAAAUACAAAAAUAAUAAUAAGAACAGGUAGCAUACCUGAAGCUAUUAUAGUUAUAUGGCGAAAUGUACUUAUGCAAUCUGAAAAGUGGCAUUUUAUGUCCAGAUAGAUUUUGUGGUGUUUUGUAAUUAAA